Heteronotia binoei (common prickly gecko) is the source of this 1863-nucleotide messenger RNA. Its product is annotated as src substrate cortactin-like. Gene Ontology annotation, cellular component: site of polarized growth; cortical actin cytoskeleton; actin filament. Gene Ontology annotation, biological process: regulation of actin filament polymerization. NCBI's taxonomy places the organism in Eukaryota, Metazoa, Chordata, Lepidosauria, Squamata, Gekkonidae. The record is from RefSeq and is a predicted model, not a curated record. The coding region runs from base 8 to 1801 and encodes 597 amino acids. The transcript has 16 exons. Gene Ontology annotation, molecular function: actin filament binding.
CUGGGUGAUGCCGAAACAGGAACUUGGGUGCAGCUCGCCCUCGCAGUCCAGACGGGAGUGUGCAGAGCGAGGCUUCCUGUCCAAGAUGUGGAAGGCGGCAGUGGGCCACAAUGUGUCCGUGAAGGUGGAGGCUGAAGGAGACGACUGGGACACAGACCCCGAUUUCGUGAAUGACAUCACGGAGAAAGAGCAGAGAUGGGGAGCGAAAACUAUUGAAGGCUCUGGACGCUCUGAGCACAUUGACAUCCACCAGCUGAGGAGCAAAGUCUCGGAAGAACACCAUGUCCUCAAGCGGAAGGAGCUGGAAACGGGGCCCAAAGCGUCCUAUGGCUAUGGGGGAAAGUUUGGAACCGAGAAGGACCGCAUGGACAAGAGUGCGCUGGGCCAUGAGUACGUCGCCGAGGUCGGGAUGCACUCCUCUCAGACAGACGCGGCCAAGGGCUUCGGAGGGAAGUACGGGGUGCAGAAGGACCGAGCCGACAAGUCAGCACAUGGCUUUGACUACAAGGGAGAAGUGGAAAAACACGCCUCACAGAAAGACUACGCGGUGGGCUUCGGUGGGAAGUUUGGCGUGCAGAAGGAUCGUCAGGACAAGUCUGCCUUGAGCUGGGCGCACAAGGAGGAGGUGGCACCCCACGAAUCCCAGACAGACUACACAGUAGGCUUCGGUGGGAAGUUUGGCGUGCAGAAGGAUCGUCAGGACAAGUCUGCCUUGAGCUGGGCCCACAAGGAGGAGGUGGCGCCCCACGAAUCCCAGACAGACUACGCAGUGGGUUUUGGUGGGAAGUUUGGUGUGCAGAAAGACCGUCAGGACAAAUCUGCCUUGAGCUGGGCACACAAGGAGGAGGUGGCACCCCACGAAUCCCAGACAGAUUAUGCCCAGGGCUUUGGGGGCCGCUAUGGCGUGCAGAAGGACAGAGUGGACAAGAGCGCUGCCGGUUUCAAUGAGAUGGAAGCCCCAACUUCCUCAUAUGAGAAGACCAAGCCCACAGAGGCCGCUUCUGGAGGUGCCGGGAGCCUGAAGCAACGCUUUGAGAACAUGGCCAAGUCAGCGGAGGAAGAGAACCAGAAGCGGGUGGAGGAAGAGCGCAGGCGCCGCCAGGCCCGAGAGCAGCGGGAGAGCCAGGUGGAUCAGCAGGAGCAGAAGAAGGUAACCCAGAAGAGCAAAGAGCCAGGCCAGCCGUUCCCCAAACCAGAGCUCUCACCUGGACCCAUCAAAGUGUGCCUAGAGGCGAGCUUGCCACCUGCACCACCAGCAGUGCCCCAGGGAGCAGCAGAGGAGGAAGAGGAGCGGCCUCCUGCCCUCCCCCCGCGCCAUCUGGAGUUGGAGGAAGCGCCCAAAGCCCCCGCCAUGCAGGCCCUACUCGAGGUGGAGAGCCCAGAGGGUGGCAAUGAUUACGAGGACAUUCCUGAGCCCCCCAGCUGUUGGGAGGAACCCCCGGACCCCAAGGAGGAUGCGGGGGACUAUGAAGAGAUGCCAGGGCCUUUGGGGGAGGUGGAACCCAUCUACGACGACUCUGCCGACCUGGGCCAGGAGUACGAGGAGAUCCCUGACUUGAAGCCGGGCAGGGGUGCGGCUGCGCCCCCUGGAGGGAGUGAGGGACCCGUGUACGAGGUGGGCGAUCCGGGCUUGUCGGCUGUGGCCCUCUAUGAUUACCAGGGAGACGGGGACGACGAGAUCUCCUUCGACCCUGGCGACACCAUCACCCACAUCGAGCAGGUGGACGAGGGCUGGUGGCGUGGGCGCUGCCAGGGGGCCGUGGGCCUCUUCCCGGCCAAUUACGUGGAACUCCUGAAGUGAGAGACUCCGCCUGCUGCGCCCUCCCAACUACCCCCACGAGACAGGCCCCGAUCCUGCUUUGC